CUCGUGUGAUGUUGAAGGUAAGCCUGUUUGUAGCUAAUAUAUUAGAUUAUUGUUUAAGAACAUCUCAACCAUGUGAAAGAUAUGAGCCUUGUAGUAGUGUCAAGACAAAUAAGGCUAACAGUGAACUCUUGAAUUAACAGAAGUUACAGCUUCCUCAUGACUGCAUUAACUCAUAGCUCAGUUUUCAAAGGUUUAUAAGUACUGUAGAAAGCUAAACAUUUGUAAAUUACUUGCUUGGGUGGCAUUUGCCUAUUUUUGACCUACCCAGCUUCACUCACCUCAUACUAAGAUGUAUAAGAGGUUUUUAUGGUGGCAAUUUGAUCCUACCACAGAACGGUCAAUAUGUUUUAAAGGUUUCUGCUGCACUGUCUUUCCUUAGUGGAACUGUAAGGAAUACUGAGCACAGGGAAGUCAUUUUGUCUUUUUUUCAGUAAGGAUGUUUUAAGUUGGGCACCCCAAACCAGUCCAAAAUCUGCCCCCAAAGCCCUGUUCAGAAUUAUCACGAGUGGCAGGCAGAACUCGCUGGCACGCAGGUGGUAGGGGGCUGGGUUCUCCUCAGCAGUCUCCUUGGGGCUUGCUCUGGUGCUUGGUGUAGAGGGACACUAUCUGCAACACCAGUUCUUAAAAUCCUUUAGUAAAAUGUAUCACUACUAUUAAAGAGCAUAAUGUAUUAAGGUGUAUUUAGAGUGAGAAGCAGGCAGGCAUCCAGACAGUAUUCAUUUCUGAGAUGAAAAUUUGGGCAAUUAGAUAAAUUUUAAGCAAUUGCCUGCUGUGGACAGUAUUAUCUGUGCAUGAGAUUCUUACGUGAAGCCAAAACUCAAAGAUAUAACACUGUGAUCUCUACAGAUGAAUAAAAAGCAGGCACAGAGCCUGCUUAUCCAGUUGGUCUUGAUAAGUCUGCAUGUGCAGCUCUGAAGGGGUCGGUUUGGUCUUGUCUUCAAGUGCUGACUAAGCCUUUUCUAUGUCCACAUCUGUAUAUGAUUAACCAUCUCUAUUUCUAACUUGGCAGGUUUUGUGCAUCGCAUAUUGAUUUUGAUUAACUGCAACAUAUUGGGUUAACCAUUUUCAUAUUUUCAAUUUAGUAUGCUGAUUGCAUCACAGUUGGAACCAACAUAUGCAAGGACUGUGUUUCCAUGCUUUGAUGAGCCUGACAUGAAGGCAACAUUUAACAUUAGAAUUGUCCAUGAUCCCAGCUAUGUAGCUCUUUCCAACAUGCCUGCUAUAGGUGUAUCUGAAAUGAAAGAUGAGAAUGGAAGCAUAUGGACUGUCACUACAUUUGAUACUACCCCAAAAAUGUCAACUUACAUAACUGCUUUUGUAGUUUGCGACUUUGAUCAUAUGACGGUAACAGAGAGGGGCAAAGAGAUACGUAUUUGGGCUCGGAAAGAAGCAGUUGAAAAGGGGUGUGUUGACUAUGCUUUAAAUAUCACAGGACCAAUCUUUUCAUUUCUGGAAGAUUUAUUUAAUAUCAGCUACCCUCUUCCAAAAACAGAUCUGGUUGCACUUCCUGAUAUUGGAGCAGGUGCUAUGGAAAACUGGGGGCUAAUGACUUUCCAAGAAUCAUCACUGAUCUACUGCCCAGCGGAAAAUUUAAUAAACAGAAAGGCUUUUGUUUCCUUAAUUGUUUCACAUGAAAUAGGACACCAGUGGUUUGGAAAUCUGGUCACCAUGAGUUGGUGGAAUGAUCUAUGGCUUAAUGAAGGAUUUGCAUCUUAUUUUGAAUACAUAGGAGCUAAAUACGUUGAACCCAAACCACCAUUGGAUCAUAUGUUUUAUGAGAGUGUCUUGCAACCUGUCUUAAGAGCCGAAGAUGCAAUGAGUGAUCGAUCAUUGUCACAGAAAGAAGAAAAGGUCAAAGGAACGUUUAUAUUAGAUUCUCUAUUUGACAUCGUCACUUACAGUAAGGGGGCUUCCGUUAUCUGGAUGCUUUCUAGCUUUCUGACUGAGAGGCUUUUUCUCAAAGCACUUAAUUCUUACCUGAAGGCAUUUUCCUUUUCAAGUGCUAACCAAGACGAUCUGUGGACCCAUAUUCAAAUGAUUAUAGAUGCACAGGAUGAAGUUCAGUUGCCUGCAUCAGUAAAAAAUAUAAUGGACCCAUGGACAUGCCAAGGUGGCUUCCCAGUUUUAACAUUUGAUCCAUCAACUGGCACCAUCAGUCAGGAACAAUUUCAUAAUAUAAGGAAAAAGGAGAAUACUACUAGUUACAAUAACACAUGGAUUGUUCCUAUUUCUUGGGUAAGAAAUGGAUCUUCACAACCAAUAGUGUGGCUAGAUGAAACUAGCAAAAUAUUUCCUGAAAUGCAGAUAUCAGGUUCAGAACAUGAUUGGAUCCUACUAAAUAUGAAUUUAUCUGGAUACUAUAGAGUUAAUUAUAACUCAUCAUAUUUGAAGAGGAUAGGAAAACUGCUUGAAAACAAUCCAGAGGUUUUUCCUCUUGUCAACAGGUUACAACUGAUAGACGAUGCUUUUUCUUUGACAGAGUCUGGCUAUCUUGAGAUUGAGUCUGCACUUGACCUGACAAAGUACCUUGCCAAAGAAAAUGAUAUCUUUGUGUGGUAUAUAGUACUGUCAAAUCUAAUGCCUAAUGAUCUGGAGUGUACUCUGAAAGACUAUGAAAUAUAUCCACUUUUAAAGAAAUACCUGAUAAAGAAAAUGUUGCCAGUAUACCAUUAUUAUGCAGGUAUUAUUCGUCAAAAUGCUGAUGUUUUGGCAGAUGACUACUUUGCUGAAGCUUACUUGGAACAACUUCUUAGAAAAGCAUGUUGGUUGGGUCUGCAAGACUGUUUAGAUCUAUGUUCAGAACUCUAUGCCAAGUGGAUGGAGAACCCCAAGAAUCAGAUUCCUGCUUUUGUUAGAAGAACAAUCUUUUGUUAUGGUAUUGCAAUGGGAAGUGAUAAAGAAUGGGACUUUGCAUGGGAAAUGUACCAUCAUGAUAAUUCCACAACAUAUGAUAAGGACAUACUGCUCUAUGCCAUGGGUUGUACCAGAGAAUCAUGGUUACUUCACAGAUACAUGCAGUCUGGUGUCAACGGAUCAUUAUUUUCUUCUAAUAAUACGAUAUUUCUCAUUUACAACUUGGCAGCUACUGAUACUGGGCUACGUAUAAUAUGGAAAUUCGUGACAGAAAAUUGGCCACUUUUACAAGAAAGGUUUGGAAAUGCACCAUUAUAUGCUGUUUUAAAUGGUAUGAAAAGACUGGUCAAUACAGACUUACAGAUCCAAGAGUUGCAGCUCUUUUAUAAUGCUACACUGGAAGAGAAUGAAAGUAUUUCUACUACUACAAGAUUACAGUCUGCAAAAUUAGAAAAUAAAGAGAGAGCAAAACUCAUUGCCCGAGUGACUGAGUGGUUACAGAAAAAUAUAGAUGAUUGACUUCUGAAAAACUGUUUCAAAUAUAUAUUUUUAGAGUGUGACUUACUCACACUUUAAUAUUCACUUUAUGGUUUAAUUAGAGGAUGCACACAUUUUGUUGUGUGAAGGAAUGUCACCUUGUAUUCCAAACCAAAGAAGUCUGGGGUUUGCCAUUCCAGCUGCAAAACAGUGCUAACCUGAUUCAUCAAGGAGGAACGACAUUCUACAAGAUGAUGACAAGAAACAUAGCUGCAUAUAGAUUUAUCUUGUUUACCAGCUGGGUGAUGCUUGAGAGACUUGGUUAUAAACAAAGUCAGGAAUAUUCUGCAACAAUGUUUUUAAUAUGACAACACUUCAGAGGCAGUGCUUUCAACAUAGAGCUGCAAGCUGGGGAUUCAUCUCUUCUCUGUCACCAAUUUGUUUUGUGAUCUUAGGCAAAUCACUUAAUUUCUCUGAGUCUCAGUUUCAGUACGUCUGAAAUGGAGAUUGUUUCGGGAAGUGUUAUUGAACUUUAACUCAUGAAUGUGUUCUGAUUCCCAGAGGUAAGGACAAAAAAACCAAAACUUUUAUUAUAAUAAAAAAAUUAUUAUAAUAAAUGUUUUGCAUCUAUGUCAUUUACCCUUCUUUUGAGGGUAAUAACUAACAGCCAGAUAGAACUCAGGCUGUUACUACUAAAAUCAGUGUAUUAAAUUUACAGUUGGUGGAAAUAUGGACUCCUCAGACAGUUUAGUCAUUUGUAUGCUAAACAAAUUAUGAAAAAAUGAAAUUGCAUUGUCCAGGGAACAGAGCUUUAUUAUGUGAGAACUCAAGGAAACCCAAGAAGAACUAGAAGGCAAUGCUAUAAGUGGACAAAGAAGAAAACAAAACAAACCCAAAGCAGCACACAGGUUUUCAAACUUACACUUGCCAAUGUGGAAAUUUCUUUGUCAUGCUCCUAAUAAAAUUUAUAGCCAUUUUCUAAA
This is a messenger RNA of Gavialis gangeticus (Gharial), 4313 nucleotides long. RefSeq names its product laeverin (gene LVRN). The transcript has 19 exons. Lineage: Eukaryota; Metazoa; Chordata; Crocodylia; Gavialidae. The coding region runs from base 1084 to 3372 and encodes 762 amino acids. The record is from RefSeq and is a predicted model, not a curated record. Gene Ontology annotation, biological process: peptide catabolic process; proteolysis. Gene Ontology annotation, molecular function: peptide binding; metalloaminopeptidase activity; zinc ion binding. Gene Ontology annotation, cellular component: cytoplasm.